Molecule: messenger RNA, 928 nt
Organism: Centruroides sculpturatus (bark scorpion)
Lineage: Eukaryota; Metazoa; Arthropoda; Arachnida; Scorpiones; Buthidae
Exons: 2
Coding region: 25-540 (171 amino acids)
Source: RefSeq, a predicted model, not a curated record
AAUACAAAGUGAAAGAUUUGGCUCAUGUCUGAGUGGAAGAAGUACCCGAUAGUGUAUAAAGAUUUUAGCACUUUAAAUAUCAUUUCGGAAGAGCAAUUACAAUUGAUUUUGGAUAGUGUACCUCAACAAGAGCUUAGAAGCGAAGAAUGGGAAGAAACGGAGCUAAAUCAGAGUAAUGAAUACCCAUUUGAAGAUCCUACACCGUCUGUUCUUCGUUAUAUCAACUUGGAGAAACUAUACUGGAGAGAUACAGAUUGGAGGAUGAUAACUGACGAAAGACCUUCGACAGAGAAGGACGAAAGAUUUUUUAGCAGACUCGUCGAAUUGGAAAAAUUUCGGCUUUUUACAAAAGCUGUAGAAAUGAGAAGGAAGAAAAAGAUGGAAGACGAGUUAGAAGAAGGUGUUUUACAAAUUUCGGAGGUUUCUUAUAGGAGUUAUAGUAGGGAGUGUCUCGAGGACGAAGAGGUGGAUCAAUAUGAUGACGUAGAAGAUCAGAUUGAUGAUGGUCAACAUCUACAACCGAAAAAUAAAUCAAAAUGAUUUUUCUAAGAUGAGUUUUUAUUAAUAAAUUAUUAUACUUGAAAAUUAAGUAAAUCAAUUUUUAAUCAAAACUUUUAAUAUUUACUUAAAGGGUCCUAAAUUUUUUUAAAAUUUACAAACUAUAACGUAGUUUCUUAAUAUUUUAUUAGCUUGUGAUUCUCUUAAAGAGAGAAAAUAACGUUUCUUUGGGACCUCCUGGUUGAUAAGUAAUACCGUACAUAACGAACGAUUCAACAUAUCAAAAAUUUGAGAAAUUCUAAUUACAUUUUAUUUAAAAAGUUUUAUACAAAUUCGUUUAAAAUCACAAUGUAACUGGAACAAUUGUUCUGGUCUCCUUCAAUUAAUAAAAAUAACAUUUGGAUAAAAUAAUUGACACAUUAAAUUGCUA